This is a messenger RNA of Hordeum vulgare subsp. vulgare (domesticated barley), 907 nucleotides long. RefSeq names its product peroxiredoxin-2C. Gene Ontology annotation, molecular function: thioredoxin peroxidase activity. Gene Ontology annotation, cellular component: cytoplasm. Lineage: Eukaryota; Viridiplantae; Streptophyta; Magnoliopsida; Poales; Poaceae. The record is from RefSeq and is a predicted model, not a curated record. The transcript has 3 exons. The coding region runs from base 149 to 637 and encodes 162 amino acids. Gene Ontology annotation, biological process: cellular response to oxidative stress; hydrogen peroxide catabolic process; cell redox homeostasis.
CGUUCACACACGGCGACACACCCAAGGCCACCAACCGGCACGCCCUAUCAAUUGCGCAUCCACUAUUUAUUCGUUCCCCUUCGAUAUCGUACCACAUUGUUUUCUAUCCCUUUCAACCCUCCCAAACCCAGAGCAAGCAAGAGCGACCAUGGCUCCGAUUGGCGUGGGCAGCACCCUCCCCGACGGGCAGCUCGGGUGGUUCGACGAGAACGACCAGCUGCAGCAGGUCUCGAUCCACUCCCUGGCCGCCGGCAAGAAGGUCAUCCUCUUCGGCGUCCCCGGCGCCUUCACCCCCACCUGCAGCAAUCAGCAUGUACCAGGCUUCAUUACUCAAGCUGAGGAUCUCAAAGCCAAGGGUGUAGAGGAGAUUCUUCUUGUCAGCGUUAAUGACCCCUUUGUCAUGAAGGCAUGGGCAAAGACAUACCCAGAGAACAAGCAUGUGAAGUUCCUUGCUGAUGGAGCGGCAGCAUACACAAAAGCACUUGGUCUUGAGCUUGAUCUCACGGAGAAGGGAUUGGGUCUUCGUUCGAAGCGCUUUGCUCUCCUUGCUGACGACCUCAAGGUCACCGUCGCAAACAUCGAGGAAGGAGGCCAGUUCACAAUCUCUGGUGCUGAAGAGAUCCUCAAGGCACUGUAGGAGCUUCAGCUCUUUGGGACCGGAUCGAUCACCUGGACCUGGUGUCAUGUCAAUGUAGUUUGAACUUUUCUGCCAAACUGCUGGACCUGGUGUCAUGUCAAUGUAGUUUGAACUUUUCUGCCAAACUGCUGGUGCGAAUAAAUUGUCGAUGUGCAUUUUCUUCAUGUACUUUAUGUGACUAUGUGCAGUGCCAUUGACUUCAGGGUUUCCUAGUCAAAUUAGCGCGCUGCAAACAUUCUGGGAUUUUGGAAGGAAAAUGGUUGGGUGGUA